Molecule: messenger RNA, 1815 nt
Organism: Gastrolobium bilobum
Lineage: Eukaryota; Viridiplantae; Streptophyta; Magnoliopsida; Fabales; Fabaceae
Product: UDP-glycosyltransferase 71K2-like
Exons: 1
Coding region: 217-1632 (471 amino acids)
Molecular function (GO): UDP-glycosyltransferase activity
Source: RefSeq, a predicted model, not a curated record
UUCCCCUUGAUUAAUCAUUAACUAUGUAAGCAUCACCAGCACAUCAGAAAAGUUGAAUAAAAUAAUUGGAUGCCAGCAAAUGGUUGAUCGUAUAUCCUUUUCCUAUACUCCUCUAAUAAUUCGCUCCUGUCUUGUGCCAUUAAAGUCAGAGGCUAAAGUGAAACAUAAAUCCUAUUAUUCCUCUCCCACCACCACCACACAAAAAGAAGAAGAAAAAUGGCUAACACUGAGAUGAAGAAGAAAGCAGAGCUUAUCUUCAUUCCCUCACCGGGGAUUGGCCACUUAGCUUCAGCCCUAGAAUUUGCACAGCUCCUCAUCAACCGUGAUAAACAUCUUUCCAUCACUGUCCUCUGCAUCAAGUUCCAAUAUACUCCAUUUUCAGAUUCAUACAUCAAAUCAGUUUUAGCCUCACAACCUCAAAUCCAACUCAUUGAUCUCCCUGAAGUAGAACCACCUUCACAGGAGCUAUUGAAAUCUCCAGAAUACUACAUCUUGACCUUCAUGGAGAGCCUAAUACCACAUGUUAAAGCCACUCUGCAAAACAUUUUAUCAUCUUAUCCUAGCUCUGAUUCAAACCCAGUUGUUGGGCUUGUCCUAGAUUUCUUCUGUGUUUCCAUGAUUGAUGUGGGAAAUGAACUGGGUAUACCUUCUUAUUUGUUUAUGACAUCAAAUGUUGGAUUUUUGGGUCUCAUGCUUUCCCUUCUGAACCGUCAAAUUGAGGAUGUGUUCAAUGAAUCUGAUCCUGAGUUGUUGAUUCCGGGUUUCUCCAAUCUAGUUCCUUCAAGUGUUUUACCCGAUGCCUGUUUUAGCAAAGAUGGUGGCUAUGUUGCUUAUUACAAGCUUGCUCAGAGGUUCAGAGACACCAAAGGGAUUAUUGUUAAUACUUUUCCAGAGUUGGAGCAGUAUGCCAUUGAUGCAUUAUCUGAUAACCAGACCCCUCCUAUCUAUGCUGUUGGUCCAUUGAUUGAUCUCAAAGGUCAACCUAACCCAAAUUUAGACCAAGCCGAGCAUGACCGUAUGUUGAAAUGGCUAGAUGAGCAGCCUCCUUCCUCUGUUGUCUUUCUAUGUUUUGGAAGCAUGGGAAGCUUUGGUCCAUCUCAGACAAGAGAAAUAGCACUAGGACUUCAGCGUAGUGGAGUUAGGUUCUUGUGGGCUAUGCGUUCUCCACCAACCACAGACAAUGCAGAGAGAAAGUUACCAGAAGGGUUCUUAGAAUGGAUGGAAGGUAAGGGAAUGCUAUGUGGAUGGGCACCCCAGGUCGAGGUUCUGGCUCACAAAGCCAUUGGUGGGUUUGUAUCUCAUUGUGGAUGGAACUCUAUUUUGGAAAGCUUGUGGUUUGGGGUACCAAUAUUGACAUGGCCUAUCUAUGCAGAACAACAGCUUAAUGCUUUUAGGCUGGUGAGAGAACUGGGAUUAGCUGUGGAGCUGAGAUUGGAUUAUAGAAGAGAUAGUGCUCUUGUAAUGGCAGAGGAGAUAGAGAAAGGGCUGAAACAAUUGAUGGACAGAGAUAAUAUGGUGUACAAGAAGGUGCAAGAGAUGAAAGAGAUGGCCAGGAAAACAGUCCUCAGCGGUGGGUCUUCUUCCAUUUCUGUUAGGGAACUUAUUGAUAAUAUGAUAAGCAGCAAAAGUUAACUACAGUUGUAUUUCAUGGAUGAAGUUGCUCCUUUCUUCGAAUAAUAUGUGUAAUGAAGUCAAAUUAUGUCAGUAACUAUGGCCUAUAUAAGCCAUUAUUUCCAGAAACAAAACUAUCAUUCUAAUGAGAAUAUGUGACUAAAAGUAAGUUGAAAAUUGAAAUGUAGCAGUUUGUGUAUUGCA